Molecule: messenger RNA, 5865 nt
Organism: Plodia interpunctella (Indianmeal moth)
Lineage: Eukaryota; Metazoa; Arthropoda; Insecta; Lepidoptera; Pyralidae
Gene: rols
Product: rolling pebbles
Exons: 18
Coding region: 259-4923 (1554 amino acids)
Molecular function (GO): protein binding
Source: RefSeq, a predicted model, not a curated record
CGUGCGAUCCGCGCGCUUUUCGGAUUUCGAACUCGCUUAGUGUGGUGUCUUUUGUCCAUUGGAUUACUACUAGCUAAGUGAAGUGCUGAUAAAUUUUGUGAGCGCAAUUUAAUCUCGGAGUUCAAAUAAAAUUGAUUACAAUGAAUGCUGUGAAACAAUACAAAUAACGAGGCGAAAAGCGACCGAACUCGAAAAAAUAUUCCAAACUUAGUCAAAUAAAAAGUUCCUAAAAUCUAGCUUAAAAUUCUAGUUUACAAAAUGUAUAGCUCGAACGAAUUUUUGCAAAGCGCUGGGGUGAGCCGCCAAAUGCAGGCCACCGGCGAAGCCCCGUCUCAGAAAACUUGUAUGAAGCGACGCUCCUGCGAAGUCCCUUUAGGUGACAUCUCGUCAAAUAACUUCAAAGUAUCACUUAAUGACAUAUCAUCUAUAGACGACCCUAACUACGACUGUAGGUCGUUGCGUUCUGUUAAAUCUGACGAUACCAGACUGAGGUAUUACAGACCAAUUAUUGACAGUAGGACUGUUAAGAAUUUUCGGUCGUCACUUGUUGACGUUUCUGGACUAUCAACUAUUUCUGGGUUUUCGCUGUCAAGGCCUCCCAGUUAUGACCAGCUGUCUAGAAGGUCGUUAGUGGACGGUGCAGAAGGUCACGGUGUAACGUCGAGUAUAGAAGGAGUACUGUGGUCUGAUGAAGAGGAGAAUGAAUACUUCUACCACGAGAAUAUUACGUCUGCUUGGAAUCAAGACUUGGCGGCGAUACGACAACUGUUGGAAAGCGAGACGGGGGGUACGACUUGUCCGAGUUGUAAUAUGCCCUUUGACAAGGGUAAAAAGAGAAAGCUGAUCGAUGUAUGUGGACAUGAGCGCUGCUACUCGUGCAUGUUCCGUAACGAAGCCUGCCCACUGUGCGCCAGAAGGAGCCAAGGCAGACGCCAAGCUAUGGAGAGAUACACACCUUCACCGCAGAGGCAAGACCAGGAUUGGCAAUCACCUAUGCGUCUGCCAAAACCGCCUAAACAACCCACCAACUUGGUCCAAAGCUGCCCCACACCACCGCAUACACGGAGAAGAUUCUUCCUCAGCCCUAAAUCGCUUCGGAGUCCCUUUGGACCCCGAGCCCGGCAUUCUCACGAAAAUCACGUGCCUCUAUCUGGAUUACCAGAAGAAGGACCGCGGAUGGCAGCGUGGCCAAGCGUGGUCUUCAAUAAGAUCAGAUCGCUUUGGUCAGCGCAUUCAUCAGUGCCACAAGGAUUGAAUCAAUUGGCAGAUGACGAAGGCGGACACAUCAAACAGCCAGGCUACGAGGCCCGACGUCAGAAUGACUUGUACAUGCGACUUGGCUUGCUGCUGGGUGAAAGACGAGGCGCUCGGAACAAGUCCAGAGACAGUUGCACUUCGCUCGCUUCGCUCGAUGCGCACACGCUCGCUUCGCAUAACACUAGCCCUGUGUCCACACUGACAGGAUCUUCAGAAGUAGAUGCAGCGACGCCUCUAGGGCGCGAUUCUUUAGGAUCAUUGGCGUCCAUGUCAUUAUCGGCUGCUAGCAAUUGUUCUUCGUCAAGUCCUGGUAGCAGAAGGCAUUCCGUAAAUACAUUACAAGGUGGAAGAUCAGAAGAGUUGACUCGUAUGUCUAGUGGAUUCUUUAAAUCCAGGAAAACAGCGGCCAGAAGGUCAGCUAGGGUCAGCAGUAAACAGUGUUCAUCAUCAUCAGAAAUCAAGAAAGUGUACCCGUCGUUGCCUCUGACUUUAAGGCCGCUUUUCUUUGAGGUUCCUUCCACGGACAGCAAUGCUUAUUUUGCAGGAAGGCAAUGGUUAAUAAGGGACAUGGAAAAGGCUUUGGAAUCCAGUACAUCAGGGAUCCUAAUUUCUGGUAGCCCGGGAACAGGGAAGACAGCGUUGAUCCUGCAACUGGUGGAGUACUCCUGCUUCGGGAGGAAGAGGAAUUAUGAGUACGAGGAGUUGAGGGAGCAGUCGGACAUCAGGGAAAUGUUGCCAGAGGAAACGACUGCGGGGCUGUUCACACAUCUUGCUUCACAUGUCGUGGCGUAUCAUUUUUGUCAGGCUGACAACAAUAGUACAUGCCUGGUUGGAGAAUUCGUACAUUCCUUGGCAGCUCAGCUGUGUCAAGCUCCAAGGCUUCAAGCAUACAGAGAGUAUAUCCUCAGUGAACCCCAUCUUAUAGCCUGUCUUUCUUUGAAAGAAUGCAUAGCAGACCCUGACUUGGCUUUCAUGAGAGGAAUAAUUGAACCACUCAUCAUACUGAGGAAAAAUGGAAGCAUAGACUCAGGCAAUAGUAUUAUUCUUGUUGAUGGGUUGUGUGAAGCAGAAUAUCACAGACCAGAUCAUGGUCACACCAUAGCCUCAUUCCUUAUAAGGCAUGUAACAGAAAUGCCAUCUUGGUUGAAAGUAGUGGCAACUAUCCGAGCGCAAUUUUUAGAAUUAACUAAACAGCUACCUUACACGAGGCUAAGUUUGGACGAUUCAGACAAUGUAAAUAAGGAUUUACUUGAAUAUUUCAACGCAAGAGUACAAUCAACGCCAAUAAUAGAAACGAAUAUCAAAUGUUCAACAGGAAAAUCAGAAGGAGUGCACAAUUCCGUGAUGAAAUUUGCACAAUAUGUACUCCAUUUGAGUCAAGGCUCAUUUCUGUUCCUGAAACUAAUAUUGGAUCUCCUUGAGAGAAGUCACAUUGUCGUAAAGUCGACGAAUUACAAAGUAGUGCCAAUAUCUUUGGCUCAGAUAUUUUUGUUACAAUUCAAUUUGAGAUUUCCCACAGUGCAAUCUUUUGAAAAGAUAACGCAUAUUCUAAGCGUCUGCCUAGCAGCUCUCUAUCCUUUAACUUUAGUAGAAAUAUAUUAUUCUGUAAAUUCUUUAUUGGUGAACCAAUUUCUGCCAUGGGAAGAAUUUUGUGACAGAUUCGAAACACUUUCCGACUUCCUAGUUAAACGGAUCGAUAAUACGUACAUGUUCUUUCACCCAUCCUUCAGGGAAUGGUUGAUAAGACGUGACGACAAUGAGAGUGCAAAAUUUCUAUGUGAUUUAAGAGCUGGCCAUUGUGGUAUUGCAUUCAGACUUUCAAGAGUACAAUCACCUUUAGAUUCAGAAAAAACUAUGGAACUGGGACAUCACAUUCUAAAGGCACAUAUGUAUAGGAAUCUAGGACCAGCUCAGCUCGGAUUAUGCCCAAGAGAUCUUCAAGCAGCGAUGGUAUCAACAAGUUCUUCAAAUGUCGGUGAAGCGAUUGCAAAUCUUAGAAACAUAUACACUCCAAAUGUGAAAGUAUCAAGAUUGAUGUUGUUAGCUGGUGGAUCCCCGAACCAUAUCACGGAUUGUCUUGGAAAUGCGCCGUUGUUGUGCAUGUAUUCCUAUCAAGGAAUCAUAUCGAUGGUGGGGCUGUUGAUCGAAUUUGGGGCAGACUUGGAGAUGACCAACUCCCAAGGAUGUACGGCGUUAUCAUUAGCAUGCCAGAGAGGUCACACAGAUGUUGCUAGAAGACUUAUUGCAGCAGGUGCAUCCCUCAGUCACACAGACACAGCUGAACAAACUCCACUAGUCCAUGCAGCUAAAAACGGCCACAGGGACACAGUGAUAUACCUAUUGGGUUGUCAGACUGGAGGAAAGGACGACAGGAAUUCCUUGGACAUUGAUGAUGGAAGCAUAGAACAGUUGGUUCCAGGGUCGAGACAUGCCUUAAUUGCAGCUGCUCAAAAUGGACAUCUGGAUAUCGUGGAGUAUCUGCUGGAUACUGCUGAAUUGAUACCGGACGGCAUAUGCCCAGUGACAGGCGAGACCGCUCUGACAGCGGCCUGUUGCACCGGCAACGUGGCCAUCGCAGACGCGCUCCUCAUCCGUGGAGCUACCCCCUACUCCCUCAAUGCAAGACAGAUGUCGCCACUAGCGUUAGCAGCCAAGAAUGGAAGAUCUACAUUAGUUUUAAGGUUGCUAGAUUCCGGAGCAGACGUGGCAGGUUCUGGAGGAAAAAAUCCAUUGAUUUUAGCCGCAGCUGAAGGUCACGCUGAUGUUGUGGAGAUAUUGUUAAAUCAUGGAGCUGACCCCAAUUGCGUAGAUGCAGAAGGCGUGCCAGCCCUGGGCUGGACGUGUUUGCGAUCCAGAAUAACAACCAUGAUGUUGUUAUUGGACAGAGGAGCUUUUAUUGAUCAACCAGACGGUAACGGUCGUACACCACUGGGCCUGGCUUGCGGUGGACCUACAGACCUGGUUGAGAUACUGCUGGAGCGAGGAGCCUCGCUGGAGAAGGUGGACCACAGUGGAUUGAGGCCUUUGGACAGGGCCAUCGGCCAGAGGAAUGUGCCGGUGGUGAACUGUUUCUUGCGAAAAGGCGCUAAACUUGGCCCCACGACGUGGGUUAUGGCGUCAGGAAAACCAGAAUUUAUGUUAAUCCUGUUAAACAAAUUGCUGGAAGACGGUAAUAUGUUGUACCGUAAGAAUCGACCUUCGGAGGCGGCACACCGCUACCAGUACGCCCUGAAGAAGAUCAACCCCCUGAUCAGCGACGAGGGGUUAACGACCCCCAGCACGCAGCCGGUACCUCAUGAGCACGUGUCUGCGUUUGUGCAGUUGAAGACCAACUUGUUGCUCAACUUGUCGAGGUGUAAGAGGAAACUGAAUGAACCUUCAGAAGCGCUGGACUUCGCCGCCCGCGCGUCCGUCCUCAGACCGAACGCGUUCGAAUGCGCGUACGCAAUGUCCCGAGCUAUCCUGGCCCUCAACAAGCCCUCAGAGGCGCUGCCCCACGCCCGGAGAGCCCUGGUCCUCGCCCCAACUACCGACUUAUCCGCUAUAAGGACUUUAAAGGCCCUCCAACAAGAAAUUUUGACAAGAAUCAACGCAGGCUCACACAGCUUGUGUGGCGACAGUCGAUCCAUACGAAAUUUUGACACUAUCAGUCUAAACUUGCCCUGAUAUUAAAACAGAAUAUAGGAGUUUAAUACUAAAGUGCGAAUAAUCUUACAUUUCUUUGUUAAUCGGAUUAUAAGUUCACUGUUAUGUCCAUCAAUGCAAUUAGUAUUUUCUUUAGAUUCGUUACAAUUAUUAUAUUUUUUUUUCAAUAUACAUUUUAUUAUGUAGAUUACAUUUUAUGGCUUUACUGUACUUGUAGAUACCUAGUUACUAUAUAGAUUUUUUUAUUAUAUAAAAUGAUAAUAUCAUGUAUAUAGCCGCAAUUCUAAAAUUUUCGUUGGUUCUGUACAGUGACUUUUUAUUUUAGACUCGAAUAUAAUUUGUCUUUUUAUUUAAAAUAGCUAGCCAUAUCCCAUUUGUUUAAAAAAAAGAAAUCGUGCCUUGGUUUAAAACGAAAAUCUGCAAUUUAUUUAAUUAUUUUGUUAUUUUUUAAUUAAGUUUGAGUUAAACUCACGUGCCCAUUUCCUUGCUUUAUUUUAAUUUAUUAAAAAAAAACGAGUGUAUUAUGAAAUUUUGAAACUAAAUUAAGUACCUAACGCUAGGUUUGAACAAGUUGUUUGUAUGUGUUGGAUAAAUAUAUAAAAAUAUCCAGAGUGAAUUCCUAAUUAAAAGUUAUUUAUUCAUUUUUCUAAAUUCCCUAUAUUGUGAAUAUUUUGCGUGCUAAAACAUAAAAUACCACAAAAAAUGUAAAGCAUCUUUUUUUUUAAAUAAAAAAGUAAAAAAAAAAAAAAUAUUUUCCAUGCUGUGGUAUAGUAAGAUUACAUUAUUUAUUCAAAAUUUGCGUAUUUUGACAAAAUAUCCAUUUGACGAUUUGUAAGACUGACGAUAAUGAAAAUGGUGAGGAUACAAUUAUUUAGACAAAUAAGUGUAUUUUAAGUACAAUAAUAAUUACUGUGACAGUACACAUAAUAUCUAUUGAAUAAAAUUUUCGUAUUGCUUCGGAAA